Molecule: messenger RNA, 3409 nt
Organism: Ostrea edulis (European flat oyster)
Lineage: Eukaryota; Metazoa; Mollusca; Bivalvia; Ostreida; Ostreidae
Product: protocadherin beta-18-like
Exons: 4
Coding region: 244-1104 (286 amino acids)
Biological process (GO): homophilic cell-cell adhesion
Cellular component (GO): cell-cell junction; membrane
Molecular function (GO): calcium ion binding
Source: RefSeq, a predicted model, not a curated record
CACUUGCAAGAAUAAGUUCUACGAGACAACGUUAUCUGUUAAUAUCAUUCUUUAGAUUUAUUACAACCACAAUGCGAAUUCAUUUUUCAUUUGGAAGGUAUCUAUUGCCCAUUCUACAUUUGAUAAUUAAUGAAAUUGGUGUUACAAGGGAAGACGGGCUUAUUGAAAACCUUCCAGCUACUAUAACAAUUUCUGAGCAUGCGUCAGGAGGAUGCGCUAUUUAUAGAUUGAAACUCUUCGAAGAUGUAUUUUCAGCUGUUAACGUCUUCACCUUUAAUGCCUAUCCACAGGAAUCGGAACAACUGUUCUUUUAUGACGCAAACGGAACAAAGCACCACUGUCGAAGCCGAAGACAGGGACGCGGGAGAUAUCAUGACAUACUCGCUGCAAAAUGUCGAGUCUUCAGAAAAUCUUGUAGUUCCUUUUCUGAUGAACCAAACAACAGGGGAAUUAAUCUUAGAGGCGAACUACGACGUCGACCAUGGUCAGCAAUCAACGUUUUAUUUGAAAUUGACUGCAACGGAUUCAGGAAAUUUAAACGCGUCUACGAUUGUUUUUGUUAGCAUUCAGAAUAUUAACGACAACUCCCCUACGUGUAGACAUCAAACGAUUUAUUGCCCUUUGUGCGUGCCACUCGGAGUUCCAAUUCUGAACUUGACAGCAGACGACGUGGAUGGGUCUUUGGUCUCGUUUGCAUUAUCAUCUUAUAAUUCAUCUACGAAUGUUAAGCAGGGGAAAAUGGAGACAGAUUACGAAAGUAACAUUUUCUCAUUAUCAGUAAACGGCAGUCUUUUCCAGAACCGCAACACGUCUAGUGGAAGCUAUCAUUUAAAUAUAAGUGUGGUGGACCCAGAUGGUCUAAGAGGUCGUUGUGUUGUCACUGUUCACGUCCUUCAGUGUGAUGUCAGUAAUUCUUCUGACAAAGGACAAUCUUUAUUUGAAUCUACUGAGACCGACAGACCGGACUGUAAACAUGACGUCACCCUGAUGUGGGCGCUUCCCCUUUGCAUUGUUAUUUCCGUCGGUGUCACUUUGACGCUUACUUCCUAUGUCUGGAAAACCAAACACAACCAGAGUGCUAAGGUUCAUCCCCAGAAGGACUAAUUUCUGUCCUUUACGUGAAGACUAUCACAUUCAGUUUGAGUGUAAAUGAAUUGUCGGUGAACGCUAGAAAUGAUGUUAGAUCAUUCCUUAAGUAAAUAUAAUUCUUAUAAAUGAGUUACAUUUAGCAAUUCUUAAGCGUUCUAGAUAAGGAAGCACACUUCAACUAACGCUUCCCCCAAUCUAUCUUUGUUUACAAUUGUUAUUAAUAAUAAGCUCCCAAAAUGCAAUCAGCAAUAUUAUCACCAAAAACGUCUUCAAUAAGUUGUACUAUAGUCCAUAGAAUAAAUUGACAAGUAUGUUGCUUUAUUGAAACAAUACAAUGCCAUAGUAAAUGAAAAUAUCAGAAACGUUGUUUUUCUUUAUAGUAAAUAAAUAAUAAUUUUUUUUAAAAAUCAAAACUAAUUUUUCAACAAAUUCUCAACGCGUUUAGAAAAGCCUUUGUUGUGUACUCACUUGGAAAGAACAUAUCGGCAAUAUCUGCUGGUUUUACAAACGACCGAGAGACACCCUUGCUUUAUGUACAGUACACGACACGAGUUUUAAGCGUGUUCCACGCAACGCGGUGGAACAAAUUUGCCCCAAACACGGUGGACCUUUAAAAUUGUCGGCACCUUUGAAGUCCUAUUUUUCCGCGCGAGCUAGACAUUGAAGUCCACGGAGGAUCUCCGUGGAUGCCACCGCGCAUAUCCGUGGUGUCACCUGUACCUCCGUCGAUGCCACCGUGUACCUCCGUGUGAUAAAACAAAGAAAUAAUUUCCGAAAUGAUUCACCCAAAAAACCUUUUCGCUUGGUCAGCAUGCAUGCCCCCACCCCAUUACUUAUUUAGAAAUUAGCUAUAAAUCAUUCAAUUCUUGUAAUUGUUGUUUAAUGAUACGUUGGUGUUUUCGGUACAUAUCCGUAUGUAGACUUCCCAGCAGACGUUCACACCUUUUUAUGAAACGCCCAAAUUCUCGACAUCCUGUAUAUAAACACCUGUGUUAUACCUACCACUCGUCGGUACAUUGUUUCACAGCACGUGCAUGCAGCACAAUUUCACCAAAUAAAAGAAGGGUCAUGAACAACGACAAUCACAUGCCAGUAAUUUCAAUUUGAUAAACAGCAGUUCAAAGAAAUGUGUACCAUAAGCAAUAGUUUAUUUUUACGUAAAUUUUUCAUUGUAAUUAGGAAUAUGUGAUUAAGGUCAGCUAUAUACAAGUACAUGUUUACAUUGGAUAUGAAUUUCAUUAUGUACUCAACUGUGAAGCAAUGUGAGCAAAGAAUCAAAUUUUUAUCACCUAAACAAAUAAAUACAUAUUAAAAAUAUCUUUACUUUUAAACAAACCUUUAGAAAACUCCGUACUUUCAUUAAGAAAAUAAUAAAAUAAAAUGUACUCCCCUACCUAGAAUACCCAUACUUCACAUUAAUAAUAACACAGUUUUUUAAGUUUUUUUUUUCUAACUUGAUAAAUACUUUAUUACACGCAUGUAUUAUUUACUAAAUGUAUAUAUAACAGCUUUUUGUCUUAUAUUUUUGUAUACCAUUGCAUAAUGGUGAUGAGAUCCAAUAAAUUGAAUUGAGUACAUGUAGUCUUGAAAUAUCACAAAGUAAAGAGUUGACAACGAUUGAAAUAAAAAUGCAGACGUUUUCUCGUUUAUUCAGUAACUCAAUAACUUGCGCAUCUUCUGAAUGACAGUUGUAAAACAAACGUACUAGGUUUUGGUCAGUUAUAAUAUAAUACGGGGGUAAAAAUUUUCUAAUCUCCGCUAACAAUGGGUUUUGAGUCAACUGUGCCUUCGUGGACGAAUAAUCUCGGCUAGCGAAGAUGGGAAAAAAAAGCCUAGAUAGUCCGCUUGCAUUAACAUGUAUUAUGAAGGUGCAAUCGAAGAAUUAUCCAGUAAAUCCAAUGAUGUUGCAGUAUAUAUAGCAUGUAUUUAUUUCAUUUUUGACUGAGAGGGAGAUAGACAGCUAAGCACGUAACAUCGUUUUAGAAGGGGGGGGGGGGCUCAUUCAUUAGUCCUAACCCGGACCAGCCAAAAAAUUUAACAUUGAAAGAAAACAAAAUGGGAAAUAAAAAAAAAUAUCAGAAUGAAAGGGGAUGGAUAAUUAAUCAGAAAGAAAUUGUACUUUCAAGAUUUAUACUGAACGUAUUAAACUUCCCGUAUCUGCAUACAUUCAUGAAUAUUAUAAUCAAUGAUUACCAAUGCUCUCUCUCUCUCUCUCAUUAUCUAAUGCAUCUAAAGAUUAAAUUAAAGAUUUUAAUAAUCGAUAGCGUAUAUGAACAAAAGCAAAUAAUCGUUAAGUCAUUUCUGUUUAUAUGUAUAUUAG